UUCCAACAUUGUUCCGCGCGUGUGUUUCGCCUGGCACUGGGAACUAACUACUAAACUUUUCAACUUUUCCAGUUCUCCGCGAAUGUAAGCAGGAGUAUGACAGCGAUAUACUUUAAGGAUACCCUUAUCGUUGAACUGAGGGGUUUCAGUUAAUUUUCAAUGGGCGUUCACAACGUUACAUCAGAGCUUUAUUCCCAACAGCGUUUUUCACCAAAAGAAAUGGGGAGUGAAGACAGGGUGGAUAUUUACACAAUCUGAUUGGUUACUUUAACAAUUACCUAGAUGUGGGCUACAAGUGGGAGAUCGCCUUUUACGUGAAGUGAAAUGAUGGCAACGAUUUGGGGGAGUCCAAACGAAGAGGAUGAGACAAUCUAUUCCAUUAAGACCCAACUUUGCCAGGAUGUGGCCAAUCAGAGCGAGUCCCCAGUCGACACGCCCCUCCCACUGGAGGAUGAGCCCUUCGGGUGGGCGGGGCCAAAGACGCUGCGUCUGCUCCGCACCUCGGCUGGCUUCGGCUUCACACUGCGUCAUUUCAUCGUCUACCCGCCCGAGUCAGCCGUGCACUCCACCUUCAAGGAGGAAGACAAUGAUCACAGAGGGCGACCGCGGAAUAGACUGGAACCAAUGGACACGAUCUUUGUGAAGCAGGUGAAGGAAGGAGGCCCCGCCCACGGAGCUGGCCUCUGCACAGGAGACCGUAUCGUGAAGGUGAAUGGCGAGAGCGUCAUUGGCAAGACCUACUCGCAGGUCAUCUCGCUCAUCCAGGACAGCGACACCUUCCUGGAGCUGUGCGUCAUGCCGAAGGAUGAGGACAUCCUGCAGCUGGCGUACUCCCAGGAUGCCUACCUUAAAGGGCACGACGCCUACAGCGGACACGCUCGUCACAUCCCGGAGCCGCCGUCCAUAUGCUACCCGCGAGUAGACUGUAAACCCCUGGGCAUGGCUGAGGCCGCGGAGACGCCACCCCCAGGGGGCCUUGCGCCUGACCUGGGUUACCGCGUGGAGAUAUCCGUGCCCCCGUCGCCCCCGCCUCGGCUGCCCCUGCCGCAGACGGCUGUGUACGUGUGCAACGACAGCGUGCGGACAGUGGUGGUGGCCCCCCCCGACAUCCACCUGGGGCACGUGGGAGCCGGAAGCAGGGCAGACUACGCUCCUGUCGGCCCGGAGCCGCUCCUGGCGAAGUCCAGGCCCGGCGCAGUCUCCGGCGGCCGACCGCAAUACCUUCACGCUCGCAACGCUGAUGCCUACAUGUCGGGUUACCACGGAGACCCUUACACCGCAGCGCCUAUCCACUACUCUCCGGCCUCCUCCGUCGUCUCGCCUGCCACCCGCCAGAACAUCGACUGGCGGACGUACCAGACCUACAGGGAGUACAUCGACCACAAGGGCCUCCACUCGUACAGCCGGACGAUCCAGGAGCGGCUAGACAGCCUGCGAGCCGCUGCCCAGAGCUCUCGAGGAGCUGGACUCUGCGCGCUGCCGCCCGCCUGGCCCGGCAACCUCCGCCGCAGGAGCACGUCCCAUGAGCGCUCGUACGUGGGGCCGCCCGCACUCGCCCCCCGCAGCGCCUCGCAGGACCGGGCGGGCGGCACGGCACGGCCGCACGACUGGCCUCCUCGCAGCGUGUCUUCGGACGGCCUCCUUCGGAAGCCCCGUGUGCUGAGUCCAGACUACGCCGAGCACGGAGAGCUGGUGCCUCGGCCCGGGGAGCGGAGGGGCUGCGGCAGGGUGGACCAAGGUGGUCGGCCCAGCCGGCAGGCCCUUCCUCAGAGGUCCAUGCUUUAUCCACACGCCGUCACGUACGGGAGCAGCAUCAGGGGAAGGGCUGCUCCGCACCAGCUGAGCUCCAGAACAGAUGUCCCGCCCCCUCCUGUUCCCUCCGAGAGAUUGUCACGUGUUGGCAAAAAUCAGGCCAAAGAGCCCCAGCCAAAGGACCAAAGAGCUGCCAUGAGCAUUCGCGUUUCCGUGCCUGCGGCUGGACAGCAGUCCAGGGUCCGAGCAGAGACGAUGCAGAGCCCGGAGGCGGGGAGGGAGGCGCCGGUGGGGCAGAGGUCUUCCUCCUGCUCUGCCCCUCCCCCUCAGACGCAGCAGGCAGAGGCGCCGUCACAGCGGCCGCACCCGCGGGACCUCAAGGGCUUACCGGUGAACGGGCGCGGCCCGGUGGCAGGUGUGGUCCUGCGGGACAAGUCGGCGGGGAAGAGCGCGUCCCAGCCGCUGCGCCACCCCUCUUACAUCCUGGCCGUGAACGACACCGAUGUGGCAGAGCCAGCAGGGGGCGGCGUGUGCUGGCUGCCCAACGAUGCACGCCGUGAAGUGCACAUGAGGCGGCUGGGUGAGCAGAGGGACUCCUCCGCUUGUUCCAGCAACCUGGACGAGUCGCUCGACUCCAUCCCCUUUAUUGAUGAGCCCGCCAGUCCAAGCGUGGACCGCGGUGGCACCCACAUUCCAGCCUCGGCCGUCAUUUCGUCAGCUUCAGCCGGAGCGACGGACACCCAGAGUCCAAAAACACCCAGCCCCCACAUGCGCCGGCAGCUCUCCCAUGACCAGGAGUCCCUCAGGAAUGCUAUUCUGGAACAAAGUGGAACCAAAAAAGAACGCUCCAAAUCUUACGACGAGGGUUUAGACAACUACAGGGAGGAGGAAGGAGGGCGUUCCAGUAAGUCAAGUCUUAAGGUUUUCAAGAAGGCUUUGGAUGGACACAAGUCCUCCGAUGACUCCUGUUCCAGAAGAGAUUCUUCCUCAGACAUCUUCACGGAUUCCUCCAAAGAGGGCUGGCUGCACUUCAGACAGCUCAUCAUGGACAAGAGCAAACGUGUGGGCGGAGGCAUGCGGCCAUGGAAGCAGAUGUAUGCUGUGCUGCGUGGUCACUCCCUCUACCUGUAUAAGGACAGGAGGGAGGCGCUGGCGCACGUCAACUCCCAGCUGGAGGACGAGCCCCAGCCGGUGAGCGUCAAGGCCUGCCUGAUCGACAUCUCCUACAGCGACACCAAGCGCAAGAACGUGCUGCGGCUGACCACGUCCGACUGCGAGUACCUGUUCCAGGCCGAGGGGCGUGACGACAUGCUGUCCUGGAUCCGUGUCAUCCAGGAGAACAGCAACCUGGACGAGGAGAACGCGGCCGUGACGAGCACUGAUCUGAUCAACAGGAAGAUCAAAGAGUACAUUUCUAUGAGUACUCCCCCCAUUAAGACUGAGCCUUCCCCCAAAGCCUUGCGACAGUCUCUUAGCAUUAAACAGACUCUGCUCGGGGUGACGGGCAACAAGGGCCAAAGCACACACUCCACGAGGACCGAGCAGGAGAGGAACAGCAGAGAUGACUGCAGUCCUCCGAGGGACAAAGCCGCGUGGAAGAGAGGGCUUCCAGGGCUGAAGAAGAAACCGGAGAAAAAGUGCCCUGCGGGGGUCACGUUCGGAGUGCGGCUGGACAGCUGCCCCCCAGCACACAACAACAGGUAUGUGCCUCUGAUAGUGGAGGUAUGCUGUAAGCUGGUUGAAGAGAGAGGCCUGGAGUACACUGGCAUCUACAGAGUCCCGGGAAACAACGCUGCCAUCUCCAGCAUGCAGGAGGAGCUGGACACCAAGGGAAUUAGUGACAUUGACGUACAGGAUGACAAAUGGCGAGAUCUUAACGUGAUCAGCAGCUUGCUCAAAUCCUUCUUCAGGAAACUCCCAGAUCCUCUGUUUACUAAUGAAAAGUACUCUGACUUCAUUGAGGCCAAUCGAAAGGAAGAUGGCGUGGAGCGGUUGAAGGCCCUCAAGUGUCUGAUCCGCGAGCUGCCCGGCCAUCACUACGAAACCCUCAAGUUCCUCUCUGGCCACCUGAAAACCGUCUCUGAGAACUGUGAGAAGAAUAAGAUGGAGCCCCGUAACCUGGCGAUCGUGUUUGGGCCAACGCUGGUCAGAACCUCUGAAGACAACAUGACCCACAUGGUCAAGCACAUGCCGGACCAGUACAAGAUAGUGGAAACCCUCAUUCAGCAUUAUGACUGGUUCUUCACCGAAGACGGAGAUGAGGACCCUGUAGCUGUUGUCGAGCAGGACAGCACGGUGCAGUCGCAGCCCGUCCCCAACAUCGACCACUUGCUGAGCAACAUCGGCCGCACGGCGGCGUCGCCGGGAGACGGCUCAGAUUCAACCGCCAGUGACUCUGCCAAAUCAAAGCAGGGCUACUGGCCUUGUAAGGAGCAGAAUAGCACAGAUCUAGUGCGCGCCUCCAUCUUUGUCAAUCGCAAGCGCAAAAAAACCAACAAGCCUCAGCCUAGCAGCUCAGACGACGACCUGGACGCCGUCUUUUCCAAGAAGGAGCUUCAGGAGGAGAGCGACCCGAACUGGCCCGCCGACGACCAAACUGACGAAGCCGAGAGCGAGGUCGGUGUUGGCAGUCCCCACCAAAGGCCCGAGGAAGGGGAGCCGGGAAAGAGGCUCGUGACCGCUCCAAGGGAUCAGGAGCGGCAAGAGCUCCUGCCCCAGCAGUCCGUGCAGAGCAUCAAACGCAGUAAGUCCCCCAGGCUGAACUACAACACGCAGAUGGCUCGGCAGAACUCUUUCUCGGACCCCAUUUCCAACUUUGACGAAGGCUGUGUCUCAGACCUGGGCACACUGAACAGCACCAGCUCCCAGGCGUCAGUCCCUAGAGCUAGGCAGGGCAGGACCAUGGGCCCCUGGUCAGAGGGCACCGGGGCAGGGGCAGGUCUGGGGGCCGAGGUCUGCUCCAUCACCUCCGACUAUUCCACCACCUCCUCCAUGACGUUCUUGACUGGAGUCGAGUCGAGCGUCCUGAGCCCGGAGGUCCGUUCGGUGGCGGAGAGCCGGGGCGACGAGGCAGACGACGAGAGAAGCGAGCUAGUCAGCGAGGGCAGGCACGUAGAGACGGACAGCGAGAGCGACCUGUCCAUGUUCACCGUGAGCCGAGAGGGCGGGCAGGUCGAGGAGAGCAGCCAACCGGAUGGUAGCACCACGCCUCUGCCAGACGGCCCCGGCAUCCUCCCCUGCCACCGCAUCGUCGCGGGCGAUACACUCGCCCGUAAGAGAGGGAGCCGCCACAAGACGGACAGCGAGUCCUCGGCUGACGGCGCCCUCGCAGACGAGCCUGGCAGGCCGUGCAGGGUGCUGGACAUGGACAAGCCGACCAGUAGCCCACGGCUGGCCCGUAGCGAAUCGGAGCGCACUGAGGCCACCUGGCGGCUCAAGAUCACCGACCGGCUGAAGUGCCGCCUCCGCACCUCUGCCGACGACAUGUUCGGCGUGGGCUCGCAGCGCACCAGGUCCCCAGAGUCGCGCAGCAAACGCAAGACCAACAUCCGCCGUCGUCACACCAUGGGCGGCCAGCGGGACUUUGCCGAACUGUCCGUCGUGUGCGGCUGGCCGGCCCGCGGCACGGAGCUCUCCGCCGUGGACCGCCUGAAGCCCAGGUGCGGCUCACAAGACUUUUCCAUCACGGAGUGGAUCGCCCGCGAGCGCCAUCGCACCAGCAACCCUGAAGUGAGCCUGGCCACCGCAGAACCACCCACCGCCCAGGGCCUGGAGCUGGGCUCCACCCUCGCACCCUCCUGCUCCAAUCCGACACACGUGCUCAACGGAGACGCGCCGCCAGCGGCCUCUCAGAGCAGGAGCCUCAGCUUGGCGUCCGACGCCCACCCACAUAAACUCUCCGGCAGCCAAGUGGUGCGCUCCCGUUUCUAUCAGUAUCUGUGAGAGAGGGCCCGGUGAUCUGCCUGGUUGAAUGCCCGAGACAGUAGGCGUGUGUUUGUAGGGUACUCGCCGUGGGUUGUGAGCUGUGUGAGCGUUUGCGACUGGGUGCCUUUGCAAUCACUAUCUUGGAGGGUGAUUUUUAUACACGGGAAGCAAAGGAAAAUGCCGGGGAGCACGCCAGUUUGACAGCUGUCAGGGUGAGUCGAGUGACAUUUUUCUCGCUCACUCCCACUGACUUCCAGGGUCUUUUCCUCCCUCCAGUGAAAUGACUCACUGACACAGGGUCUCUGUUUAGACCUGGUGAACCACCAGUAUUGCUGAAAGACUUUCUGUUCCACUCGAAUUAGGCUACGAGAGGGUCAUGUUGGAAAGUCAACGUGAAAUGGAGAGAGAGAGAGAGAGAGAGAGCGCCAAAAUGGCAAUGUUCUCAGAGGGAUGACAUGACGAGGCAGGUCAUAGCAGGGCUGAACGUGAUGUUGAAGAGAAAAGACUGUAGUGUCAAAGUAUUGCUAAAGACUUUUUUUUGUUGUUGUUGAAAGCGUAAGGUGGUCUCAAUCAUGAUUGGUCCUCCUAUAACCAAAAUGAAGAAUGUAUCUUAUCUGCUUGCUGUAAUACUUACAAAAAAAGCAUAGUUGUACAUGUUCUCAUUUGUAAGUGUACAUAGCCCCCUUUCCCCCUCUGUACUUGAAAUGUUUUGCUUCCCCCCACUGGCUGUUUCUGGACCUGUUUUAUGGACCGCUUUGUGCGCUGUGAUGUGGGAUAGUGUUUAUUUUUACGAUGAAAAGAACUCAAUUGAUUUCACACCGAUCUGAAGGCGUGCCAAACACCUCUCUGAUGCAACAUCCUGCGAGUCCUAUGUAUUCUUACCAUCAGUUCAUGCAAAAAAAAAGAGGUUUUAAGAAAAUAUAAAAAAGUUGGGAUAAGGCUGGGAUACGUGACUGGACAAGGGGAGCUCUAUGGUCCUGUGUCAAUGAGUGUCCCAUAUCUUUCUUAUUCACUAACGUACUGUGAAAGGUCAAGAGAUUCCUAGUUCACCUCAGUGGCUUUCCAGGCCUAACAGAUGGGGGAGGGGUGGGGGUCACACAAGCUUCCUUUCCAUAGGCAUUCCACUUUGGUCUUAACAUGUUUUUUACCAUUUUAAUUUCAUUUUCUCAAUUGGUAUUUUUAACCUGACUUGAAUUUUAAAUAUUCCUGUAAAAAUAACUUAAAUGUACAUAUCUAUUCCUUCUUUUAGCAUCUUUCCUCACGUUCAUUACUUUAGUUUCUUCUGCAAGUAUUGUAUGAUACUAGCAUGUAGAUAGGGGACCGGCCAGGGCAAGAGGACUUGACCAUGCUCAUCUCUUGAGGGGGGACAUGGAUCUCCCUUCUCUGUGUGUUGGGGGGCGAAACAUAUGCUUCCUCGACUGUUUGUAUCAUGCUGUGUCCACUCCAGCAAGUGGAGGUAUUUUCAAAACACUGGAAAAAUAAAAUGUUAUAUGUCUAACAAAGAA
Molecule: messenger RNA, 7181 nt
Organism: Electrophorus electricus (electric eel)
Lineage: Eukaryota; Metazoa; Chordata; Actinopteri; Gymnotiformes; Gymnotidae
Gene: arhgap21b
Product: Rho GTPase activating protein 21b
Biological process (GO): DNA repair; signal transduction
Molecular function (GO): methylated-DNA-[protein]-cysteine S-methyltransferase activity; protein binding
Source: RefSeq, a predicted model, not a curated record